CCUCUGCCAUCGGGGCAAUGCUGGGCGGCGACGAAGGGGGAGAGGGGGAAGAGGCCGCGGCCGCCGCGCCCUCGCCGCGCCCCGCCGCCUCCGCCUCGCCCUCCCCGACGGAGGAGGCGGGGGCCGCCGUCCUCGCUGCCCACGCCCAGGAAGCGGCGGCCGACGAUGAGGAGAAGAAGGGCGGCGAGGACGACGACGAGGAGGAGGCCGCGGCCGCCGAGGCCGAGCAGGACACCCGGCAGCGCUACGAGGAGCUGUGCAGCAGCCUCAACAUGGACGAGCGCGCCCGCGCCGAGGCCUGGCUGAGCUACCAGGGCAUGAGGAGGAAUUACACCCUGGAGGGGAAUGAUCUGCAUUGGCUAGCAUGUUCCUUAUAUGUGGCUUGCAGAAAAGCUGUCCCAACAGUUAGUAGAGGAACCGUUGAAGGAAACUAUGUAUCUUUAAUAAGGAUAUUACGCUGCUCAGGACAAAGUUUGAUAGAGUUUUUUAACAAGAUGAAGAAAUGGGAAGAUAUGGCAAAUCUACCCUCCCAGUUCAGAGAACGUACCACAAGAUUAGAAAGAAACUUUACAGUUUCUGCUGUAAUUUUUAAGAAGUAUGAACCCAUUUUUCAGGACAUUUUCAAGUAUCCUCAAGAUGACCAACCACGCCAGCAGAGAGGAAGAAAGCAAAGGCGUCAACCAUGCACAGUCUCUGAAGUUUUCCAGUUUUGCUGGGUGCUGUUCGUUUAUGCAAAAGGCAAUUUCCCUAUGAUCAGCGAUGAUUUGGUCAAUGCCUACCAUCUCUUGCUGUGUGUCCUUGACCUCGUCUUUGCAAGUGCUCUGCAGUGCCCAAAUCGGAAGGAGCUGCUGAAUCCUAGUUUUAAAGGGCUGCCUGAAGAUUUUCACAGUAAAGAUUUUAAGCUGUUACCUGAACCUCCUUGUAUCAUUGAGAAGCUCUGCUCUCUACAUGAUGGGUUGGUCUUGGAUGCCAAAGGCAUAAAAGAACAUUUCUGGAAACCUUACGUGAGAAAACUGUUUGAGAAAAAGAUUCUAAAGGGAAAAGAAGACAGUCUGACAGGGUUUCUAGAUCCUGGAAACUUUGGAGAAAGUUUCAAAGCCAUCCACAAAGCCUAUGAGGAGUAUAUAUUGUCGGUGGGAAAUCUGGACGAACGGAUAUUUCUUGGGGACGAUGCGGAUGAGGAAAUUGGAACCCUGCGAAGGUGUUUGAACACGACCUCCGGAAUGGAAACUGCCGAAAGAGUGCAAGUGAAGUGUACUUUGCAGGAGCACUUCGAGCGAGCAAAAUCCUUCAGAAUUUCUACACCUCUUACUGGCCGAAAAUACAUAAAGGAGAGUGACUCUUGCGCGAGUCCCAUUUCCAUCGCCACGUACAGUUUGACACGGCUUCAUACAAUGCUUACAGGACUGAAAAAUGCGCCCAGUGAAAAUCUGGAGCAAAUUCUCAGGUCAUGUUCCAGGGAUCCUUCGGUGUCAAUUGCCAGCAGAGUGAAAGAAAUGUAUGAAAUUUAUUGUAAGAAGACCCAGUCUGAUGGAGAACCUGGUAGUGUCAAGGAUAUUGCUGGAAAACACUUUCGUCUUGCUGAAGUCCUUUACUAUAAGGUUUUGGAAUCUGUUAUUGAGCAAGAAAAGAGAAGACUUGGAGAUGCUGAUUUAUCUGCAGUCCUGGAGCACGAUGUGUUUCACAGGUCUCUCCUGGCCUGCUGCCUGGAGAUAAUCAUUUACUCUUACACGGCAGUUGACAGCUUCCCAUUCAUCACUGACCUAUUUGAUGUUCCCGCCUUUCACUUCUAUAAGGUGAUAGAGAUUCUGAUUAGAGCAGAGGAUGGCCUGUGCAGAGAGGUGGUUAAGCAUCUCAAUCACAUUGAAGAGCAGAUUCUGGAAAGCCUGGCAUGGAAAGAAGAUUCUCCACUGUGGGACAAAAUCAGAGAGAAUGACAACAAAGUUCCGACGUGUGAGGAGGUAAUGCCGCCUCAGUAUUUUGAAAGGUCAAAUGGGAACAGCGUGGCAGGUUCCCCUUUAACGCCAAGGAGACUAAAUGAGGUUCGUGCGGAAACUGGAGCACUGGGAAAGGGACUUCCAUCCUCUCCAGCCACACUUUACGAGAGAUACAGCUCUCCAACAAGCAACCCGACUAGGAGAAGGUUGUUUGUUGACAAUGACACGCCCACUGAAGCCACCCGGACGCCUGUCAGGGUCUCCCAGCAGCCUGUGAUCAGCCCAAUGCCUGUACAGAAUGUCUCCCCGGAAACCAUACCUGUCACUCCCGUACCUGGGCAGACCUUAGUUACUGUAGCAACUGCUACUGUAACUGCCAAUAAUGGGCAGACCGUUACCAUCCCCGUACAAGGCAUUGCAAAUGAAAAUGGUGGAAUAACGUUCAUUCCAGUCCAGGUCAACGUAAGCGGGCAGGCACAGCCGCUCUCCACCUCCAUCCAGCCGCUCAGCGCGCAGUCCCUUGCUGGGGCACUGAGUUCCCCGCAGGUGGCCGGCACAGCGCUUCAGUUGCAAGGCCAGUUCCAACAGAUCGCCCUUCCCGGAGAACAGCAAAGGCAGCCCGUGGGGGGCGGCAGGCCCCGGAGGGCUGGCUCACUCGCGCUCUUCUUCAGAAAGGUGUUCCACUUGGCCAGCGUCCGCCUGCGGGAUCUCUGUCUCAAACUGGAUAUUCCAGCUGAGCUGAGGAAGAAAAUCUGGACGUGCUUUGAGUUCUCGCUGGCGCAGUGUUCUGAGCUGAUGAUGGGCCGGCAUUUAGACCAGCUCUUGAUGUGCGCCAUUUACGUAAUAUCGAAGGUUACGGAAGAAGACACCUCAUUUCAGAAUAUCAUGCGCUGCUACCGGACCCAGCCACAAGCUAAGAGCCACGUGUAUCGAAGUGUCUUGAUUAAAGGCAGACGCCGAAGACACUCCGGCAGUGGCAACAGCAACCAGCAGCGGAAUUCCCCAACUGACAGAAACAGGGAUAGAACAAGCAGGGAUUCCAGUCCAGUCAUGAGAUCUAGCAGCACCCUGCCAGUUCCGCAGCCCAGUAGCGCCCCGCCUACUCCGACACGCCUGGCCGGAGCCAACAGUGAUAUUGAGGAAGAGGAGCGCGGGGACCUGAUUCAGUUUUAUAACAACGUCUACACGGACCGAAUUAAAGACUUUGCCCUGAAAUACUCCUCAACCAAUGGAGUAAGUGCUGAAGCCCCUCCCCUGUCUCCAUAUCCUUUCGUAAGAAGUGGCUCUCCACGCAGAAUACAGCUGUCUCAGAACCACUCCGUUUACAUCUCCCCGCACAAGAACGAGUCCACACUUUCUCCACGUGAGAAAAUAUUCUACUACUUCAGUAGCAGCCCAUCAAAGAGGCUUCAAGAGAUCAACAGUAUGAUACGAACCGGGGAGCCAUCGACAAAGAAGAGGGGCAUUGUCCUGGAGGAGGGGGCUGAAUCGCCAGCUAAGCGCAUGUGCCCAGAGAACCACACGGCCCUCCUAAGGAGGUUACAAGAUGUGGCCAAUGACAGAGGCUCCCACUGACCUCAAACAGACGCAAACGUGGGCUGGGGAGGGCGUUCUUUGGUGCUUUGCCCGCUGGAAUUUGGCAGCAGCUACAGAUCCUUCGGCCGCCAGGCCUUUUGAAGCAUUUUCCAUGGAAAAAUGAAGGAUUUCUGAGCCCUUUCUGGGAAGGCAGUGCUUCUGGCACGAUGAAUCGCAGCUCUCAAAACGGCUCGACGCAGCCUUUGAACAGAGGAGUGCAGUGCCAUAAUGGAGGAAGCGGAGCCCAUUCCCCACUUCAUCCUGAUGUUGGCGCGGAAGAUGCUACACGAACUCUUCCCAAGGUUAUCUCAAGGGUGCGUCGGCAGCGGCAGUUCUCCGUCUGCAUUUUAACUUAUUUGGCAAAAACAAUUGAUAAAUCCUCAGCCCAGGAACUGGCGAUUACGAUCUUUGCAUUAAUUCAGAGACUUUUUUAUGCGAUUUGGUAAACUAUCAGUGUAAUAAUGCUCGGAAUUCGCAGCAUUGAAGAUACAAGUCAGACAACAAUGAUGGAAUUGACGGUAUGCUCUUGGCCAUCUGCUCCAAGGAAGAGAAGUCGUACCCAUUUUCACGUGGGAAUGCUAAAGUGUGCAGCACAACGUAAUAACAAUAUUAUAAAUAGGAGAUAGACAGUAUUUUAAAGAAUUUUCAAGAAAAAUUAAGUCCACUUGCCCAAUUUUUCUUUUCUGAGCCUUUCAAGAGAGCAGUGUAGGGACACUUAAUGUGUAUACAACAUUUUCAGUUGUUUUUAGCUGUGAAAUGUUUUAAGUGAACUCUAUCCAGAGGGUAGCACUUCAACAGCUCUAAAGCAUUGUUUUGAAAUGCAGAUUAUAGAGAGUUUGGCGACUUUGCAAUGGCACUUUUAAAAAAAUAUAUUUUAAACAGCCAAACCAUAAGAUGUAUUAAAUUGCUUGAAUUUGUAUUUAUUUUGGAAGUGCACAGGGGUGGUGGUAUUCAGCAGGUAGACAUUAGCUUGUAGGGUGUGUCUUCCUUGUUCGCAAGCUGUUGUAUUUUCACCUGGUGGUUUGUCUGCAGCGGUCCUCCGCAGAGAAAAAUCGCAGUAGGCCACGCAUUAUUGGACAAGGUUGGAGGCCGUUGAUGUAUUGCAGUGCUUAACCUAGACCAGAGAGACUGUUUCGCAAACUAGUGCUUUCAGAAAGAAACUCUCUGGGUGAUGUGUCCAUGGCUGAACCCACACAGCUUGACUAAAGCAUAAUAGCUACCGUUGACAUUAUCUCGCUUUUAUUGGAAAUAGCAAGCAAGGGAAAAGGAAAAAAAGCAAUGAAAUGUACACGGCAGGCACUUUAGUGGCCAGUUUUAAGAACUGUAGAUUGUUUUUUGAGUACUGCAGAUGUUGAAAUGAGCCCUAUUCGUUACAGAUGCUGCGUGUGCAGCUUUUACAGCAAACCGGUGCUGUUUAAUUAUACGCUUCUAAAAGAAUCUAAACCUUUAUAGCCUUUAGAUUUGCAGAAGGGUUUUGUUGUUUUUUGGCGGUGGGGGGUUGUUUUUAAUUCCACUUUCCAAAUUCUCCAACGUUCACCUUCUAUGGAUUUCUUGCUUGGGUGAUGUAGUGUACAACUAUAAUGUACGAACUGUUGAGAAAUGAUAAACAUGCAUUUUGAUUUUGUA
Varanus komodoensis (Komodo dragon) is the source of this 5138-nucleotide messenger RNA. RefSeq names its product RB transcriptional corepressor like 2 (gene RBL2). Gene Ontology annotation, biological process: negative regulation of G1/S transition of mitotic cell cycle; regulation of transcription by RNA polymerase II; cell differentiation. Gene Ontology annotation, molecular function: RNA polymerase II transcription regulatory region sequence-specific DNA binding. The transcript is spliced from 22 exons. The coding region runs from base 18 to 3512 and encodes 1164 amino acids. NCBI's taxonomy places the organism in Eukaryota, Metazoa, Chordata, Lepidosauria, Squamata, Varanidae. Gene Ontology annotation, cellular component: transcription regulator complex; nucleus; chromatin. The record is from RefSeq and is a predicted model, not a curated record.